AUGUCUCUGCUCACCAAUUAUGAGGGGCUUCGGUAUCAGAUCGAGAGGCUGGUACGGGAGAAUGAGGAGCUGAAGAAGCUGGUGCGGCUCAUCUGCGAGAACCGCGAGCUGAAGUCAGCGAUCAAGACACAGGCGGGUGGCCUGGGCAUCAGCGGGUUCACCAGUGGACUUGGUGAGGCGGCAGGCAGCCCUUCCCAACGCCAGAGAAACUGUGUCUUCCUGCCCCCAUCCCAGGCAGCAGCAAAUGAACCUGUCCUGGAAGAAGUGGGAAUUAUGGCUCUGACGCCCCUGGCCGACAUGCUAAACAGCCGACAGCCUAGCCCUGCAGCAGGCCCCAUCGUGAGCCCCCUGACCGGCCCUCUCACCACACUGCUGCCAGACCCGGCAUCCAUGUCACAGAGCAACCUGCUCACCAGCCUCUUAACCAGCCCCCUGAGCAGCCACCUGGCCAGCCCCACGGCAGCGCCUCCAGCAGGCACCCUGGCCAGCUCCCUGGGCCUGCCGUCUACCGGCCCCCUGAAUCCAAGCAGCCACCUAGCCAGCCCCACGGCAGCGCCUCCAGCGGGCACCCUGGCCAGCUCCCUCGGCCUGCCCUCUACUGGCCCCCUGACUCCGAGCAGCUCCCCGGCGGAACCCCAGGCAGUACCUCACAGCAGCUCUCUGAUGGGCCCUGUGACCGGCACAGUGGCUGGAGCUGCCCCUCUGGGUGUCUCUCAGAACCUUCUGGCAGCCCCCAUGAGCAAUCUGGUGCUGUCGGAGGCCCCAGGGGUACGGCUGGCCACGCCGCUCCAAGGAGGCCCCUCGGGACCCCAUCCCUCAGCUGGUGUGGGACCUGUUGCCACCUCCAAAGUCCCUCUCUCCACGGAGCACCCCCAGCCGGCCCAGGACCCAGAGCCCCUCGGCGUGAUGUUAGUGGGUGCGCCCAUCCAGAGCUCCACCCCUGUCAGUACUGUGGGCGUGCCCGGCCCCAUGGCAGCCUUCAGCUAUGGCACCUCGAAUGCCCAGACCCAGCCUGGUGCCCCCCAGGAACGUGCAAUUCCUGCCCCUGUCACCACCCCCGCUGCUGCCUCCCCCACCAGCACAGCCCUUGCCUCUGCCCCCCAGGCAGCCACUGACUACACCCCAUCAAGCACCACCCACACUGCCCAGCACUCCCCGCACUCCGACAACCAGGCUCACCACUCUCCCACUCAGCCCGUGCCCACCUCCCACUCCCCUCCAUGCAACCCCCACUCCCCACGUCGAACCCCGUCCUCCCUGGCUUCAGUCAGCGGCACCCGGGGCCCACGCAUCGCGGACACGUCUCGGAAGAGCGUCCCUGAGCUGGAGCGGAAGCCGGCACACCGAGAACCCAGCAAGUUCCCUGGCAACUCCUGAGAGGCAAAGCAGCCGGCCUGGGAGAGGCUGGUGGGGGAGAUCGCCUUCCAGCUGGACCGCAGGAUCCUGGCCAGCAUCUUCCCGGAGCACGCGCGCCUCUACGGCUUCACGGUCUCCAACAUUCCGGAAAAGAUCAUUCAGGCCUCCCUGAACCCCAGCGACCACAAGCUGGACGAGGAGCUGUGCCAGACGCUCACACAGCGCUACGUGAGCAUCAUGAACCGGCUGCAGAGCCUGGGGUACAAUGGGCGCGUGCACCCCGCGCUGACUGAGCAGCUGGUGAACGCCUACGGCAUCCUGCGCGAGCGGCCCGAGCUGGCUGCCUCCGAGGGACGCUCCUACACUGUGGAUUUCCUGCAGCGCGUGCUGGUGGAGACCGUGCACCCCAGCAUGCUCACCGACGCGCUGCUGCUGCUGUCCUGCCUCAGCCAGUUGGCGCAUGACGACGGCAAGCCCAUGUUUAUCUGGUGA
Molecule: messenger RNA, 1848 nt
Organism: Manis pentadactyla (Chinese pangolin)
Lineage: Eukaryota; Metazoa; Chordata; Mammalia; Pholidota; Manidae
Gene: SPATC1
Product: spermatogenesis and centriole associated 1
Exons: 5
Source: RefSeq, a predicted model, not a curated record